UUAUUUAGGCCAUUAUUUUCACCUAUAUUCUACUGUUAGAAUUUCAUUUUCAGUUUUUCUCUCUUUUCCUAUAUUAAUGUACAUGUGGGUAGUUCACUCUUUUGGGUCCUUGCAUUAUUGACCCUUUUCUGCUGGUUUCUUGUCACUUCAGUGAGUUUCUGUGAGAUUUGGGAUCUGGGUUCUGCUUAGAUUUAGGUAUUUGUGCUGCUUUUAGUACAUUUUUACUGAUACCUGAAUAUAUCCUUUUUUCUGUUUUUCCUAUUUUAGAGAGAGAGAGAGAUUUUUAGAGUGUGAAGAUUCAUGGCUGGAGUUGGAGGAGCUGGUGGUGGAAAGGCAGCGGAGCCGCAGCCACACCCACCAAAGGAGCAGCUUCCAAACGUUUCUUAUUGCAUAACCAGUCCUCCCCCAUGGCCUGAGGCUAUCCUGCUUGGUUUCCAGCACUAUCUUGUGAUGCUCGGGACAACUGUUCUUAUUCCCACUGCCCUUGUUCCCCAAAUGGGAGGUGGAAAUAAGGAGAAGGCCCAAGUGAUCCAGACACUGCUCUUUGUUGCUGGUUUGAACACAUUGCUUCAGAGUUUGUUUGGAACUCGUUUGCCUGCUGUUAUUGGAGGCUCUUAUACCUUUGUCCCGACUACGAUUUCAAUUAUCCUUGCUGGUCGAUUUAGUGAUAAUCUUGACCCUAUUGAGCGAUUCAAGAAGAUCAUGCGUGCAAUACAAGGUGCCCUCAUUGUUGCUUCAACUCUUCAAAUUGUUCUUGGCUUCAGCGGCCUUUGGCGUAAUGUUACCAGGUUCUUAAGUCCACUUUCAGCUGUUCCUUUGGUAGCUCUUGUUGGUUUUGGGCUGUAUGAGCUCGGUUUUCCUGGGGUUGCCAAAUGUGUUGAGAUUGGGCUGCCAGAGCUUAUCAUAUUAGUAUUUGUUUCACAGUAUAUGCCCCAUGUGAUAAAGUCUGGAAGACAUUUAUUUGAUCGUUUUGCUGUAAUAUUCUCAGUGGUAAUUGUAUGGAUUUACGCUCACCUACUUACUGUGGGUGGGGCCUACAAUGGUGCAGCACCUAAGACACAAAAUACUUGUCGUACUGAUCGUGCAGGACUUAUAGAUGCUGCUCCAUGGAUAAGAUUUCCAUAUCCAUUUCAAUGGGGAGCGCCUUCAUUUGAUGCUGGUGAAGCCUUUGCCAUGAUGAUGGCUUCCUUUGUUGCUCUUGUAGAGUCCACUGGCGCAUUUAUUGUGGUGUCAAGGUAUGCAAGUGCGACCCCAAUGCCACCUUCUGUUCUUAGCCGUGGUAUCGGCUGGCAGGGAGUUGCCAUUUUGCUUUCUGGUUUGUUUGGAACUGUGAAUGGAUCCUCAGUUUCUGUAGAGAAUGCUGGCCUUUUGGCCUUAACACGAGUUGGUAGCCGAAGGGUUGUCCAGAUAUCUGCUGGCUUCAUGAUUUUCUUCUCUAUCCUCGGUAAAUUUGGAGCUGUCUUUGCUUCUAUACCAGCACCCAUUGUUGCUGCUUUGUAUUGUCUUUUCUUUGCUUACGUAGGUGUUGGAGGUCUUAGCUUUCUUCAGUUCUGCAACCUCAACAGCUUCCGCACAAAGUUCAUUUUAGGCUUCUCUAUUUUCUUGGGCUUGUCAAUUCCACAAUACUUCAACGAAUAUACUGCAAUUAAAGGCUAUGGUCCUGUUCACACUGGAGCAAGAUGGUUCAACGAUAUCGUAAAUGUUCCUUUCUCAUCAGAAGCAUUUGUUGGGGACUGGGCAUAUUUCCUUGACAACACACUGAACCGGAAAGAUAGUGCAAUCAGGAAAGAUAGGGGUAAGCAUUGGUGGGAUAAGUUCCGGUCGUUCAAGGGUGAUACAAGGAGUGAAGAAUUUUAUUCCCUGCCUCUCAAUCUAAACAAAUACUUCCCAUCUGUGUGAUUUAAUCAGCAUCAGAAUCAUGAGUUGUCUUGUCCAAAUAUGUGUUCUCAAUAGCUCUGCGGAUCACAUUGCAAUGUAAUAUUCUUAUCACGCUAUAUAGCAUUAUAAGAUAGUCUCUUCCUUUAUAGGACGACUUCCUUUAUAGGACGACUCAACAAUUGAUUUUUGUUUUUUUUUUGGUUUGUAAAUCCAACGGGGACAUGGACCUCAAGCAGCAACGGAGAAGUUAUAUUGCCCUGU
This is a messenger RNA of Hevea brasiliensis (rubber tree), 2139 nucleotides long. RefSeq names its product nucleobase-ascorbate transporter 6. NCBI's taxonomy places the organism in Eukaryota, Viridiplantae, Streptophyta, Magnoliopsida, Malpighiales, Euphorbiaceae. Gene Ontology annotation, biological process: transmembrane transport. The record is from RefSeq and is a predicted model, not a curated record. Gene Ontology annotation, cellular component: plasmodesma; membrane. Gene Ontology annotation, molecular function: transmembrane transporter activity.